CCGAGGAGCCUGGUCUCCGCACAGCACAAGCGGCGGGGACCUGCGAGGUGCAUCGGGCAAGCGGAACUUUAGGAACCGGUAUAACGCCGAAGGAACGAAAAGGCGCCGCCAGCUCGACCUCGGCAAAUUCACGUAGGAAAAGAGAGGAUCGAUAUGACUCUAGGGAACGAAAUGUAACAUUGUAGCCCUUGGACGUGAGUCUGCGUAGCCGAGAAGAGGUAUUAUUGUCUUACUGACACGAAGCAGGCUGGUCUGGAGCUGCUUGGGUUGUAUCCGGAAUGAUUUGUCCCAGCCACAGCAGGCUUUCCUGGCAAUAAGAUAAAGAAAAGUGAAAACGAGCCUCCCAGGAAUCGAUAGCGUUACUGGCGAGGGCACCGGCGUAGAGAGUGCAUGACGGAGAGCGAGGGCGGCUCUUUCUCCAGAGCCUCGGACUGGGUGUACCAUUACAGAUAGCCCCGGCUUGGCGAUCUGUAAACUUGCGGUUAGGCGCCAGACGAUGGAGCGCCAACACAGUUCCGAAGGAGGCGUCCAGAUGGGCAGGAUCAAGGCUGCUAUAGCCGAGGAGGACGGGUCAGCCCACUACGCUUGCAGCGUCUGCGGCCGCAGCUUCCCCUUCCAGAGCUCGCUGUCGCAGCACAUGCGGAAGCACACGGAGGCCAGGCCAUACAAGUGUCCCUACUGUGACCACCGGGAAGCCCAGAAGGGCCGGUUGAAGGUCCACAUCCGCAGCCACCGCAUGGGUGUACCCGGACGUGGCCACGAACAGACAGAUGCAGAAGGAGACGAGGAGGAGGCGGAGGUGGGGGAACGACAGAACAGCGAAGUAGGCGUGUCUGAGGGCCUGGACAGCUGUGCCAGCCCCACCAAGAGCACGUCGGCUUGCAACCAGAUGGUCAACGGCAGCCCAGAGGGCACCAGGGGCAAGGUACAGAGCAGGAGCGCCUGGACGCUGUCUCUUCAGUGCACCAUCUGCAGCAGGAAGUUGGGUAGCCAGGCAGAGCUGGAUAAGCACUCACAGCUGUGCCGGCUCUGUAGCCACGUUGCUCAACGAGAGAAUCAGCUCCUCGACCACCUCAAGAGGCCUCGCAUCCCAGAAGACGCAGCCCCCGGGGUUGGGUCUGAAGGGGAGUCUGGCGAAUUUUCUUGCGGCUUGUGUGGCCAGAGCUUUGCCCAGGCCUGGCUCCUGAAGGCCCACACGAAGAAGCACCUGGGCCCCUUCGAGCACGCCUGCCAUGUCUGUGGCCGGCGUUUCCGUGAGGCCUGGUUCCUAAAGAACCACAUGAAGACCCACAGUAUCAAGGCUAACUGUCGAGGCAAGUCAAGGAGUGAGCUGGAGCCACCGGCCACCAUCAACAACGUGGUGCAGGAUGAAGCAGUUAUGGUCAGGACUGCCUCUCUCUACGAGCUCUGCUUCAAGUGUGGGAACCUCUUCCAUGACAGAGAGAACCUUCAGAUCCAUAACAGAAUCCACAGCCGGGCGUCGCACCUUGAGCGGCAGGACAAGCACGAAGGAACCAGCAACCACCCAGACUCGUCUACUGCAAAGAAGCUUUUUUUGGAGUGCCUGAAUCUCCAACCCACUGAGGAUGGAGGAAACAAAACAUUGAAGAACAAUUUGGGCACGCGUAUCCUGGAGCUGGACCCAGUCUGCAGUUACCAGACCUGGCAGCUAGCCACCAAGGGUAGGGUGACGGAUUCUUGGGACAACGGCAAGGACAUUGGCUGGGAAGAGGUGCCAGUGGAUGGAGAUUUGGGCAAUGAUCAGGGGACAGGAGAGUCCAUCCCGGUAGGGCAAGAGAAGCGGAAGAGGGAGGCGGACUCCCACUAUGGUUCUGGCGGUGGCAAAAGGAGGAACAGCGGGAGCCACGCCCACCACCACAGUGGGAACGGACAUGCCCUGGGUGACUUCACCCCUGAGAGCUUGAGUGACUCAGAGUACCGGCCCCCAUCUCGAGCGGGCCGGCGCUCCUCACAGAGCAAAGCCACCGAGUGCUUCGAGUGUGGGAAGGUGUUCCGCACGCGCACCCAGAUGGCGAUGCAUACGCGCACACACCGCAGGGGGGGGGGGCGGGCCCCCAGGGGGGACCGCGGCGGAUCCGUCAGUGAGGCCGAGUCGGGCUCGGCCAGCCGCCCCAGCACCCCUCGCUCUGGGUCCUCGCUGCCUGCCUCCAGAGCGGGCGACACCACGCCAGACAGGGUGGAAGAGAAAUCCCCGACCGCCGGCCCAGAUGAAAAGCAGCACGUCUGUGGCGCGUGUGAAUUCAGAAGCAGCGACUCCAGCACCUUGGCCGCACACCUGCUUUCCCAGCAUGCCACAGGUGGCAGUCUGGGCAAAUCAGGCACUUCGGUGGGCGAGGAUCUCUGUAAGGACCCGGGCCUGAAGGGAGGGCCAGCACCAGCCUGCUCGGGCAAUUCUGCCCCCUACUCUUCUCCUGAGAGGGUUGCGGUGGAGUGUCCUCAUCUGGAACCAGGUGUCCAUAAUGGAAAGGUCAAGGAGAAGCCCAGACUUUCAGAGGAACCCCCCAUUGCUGCACUUGAUCUGUCGAUAUGUGUGGGUGCCCCACCUGUGGGCACUCUGGCGCCCCCUAAAGACACCCCACCUGGUCACGAGUGCUCUUACUGCUCUUAUAUCACCCACUAUCCUGAAGUGCUCUGGAUCCACCAGACUGUCGCCCACAAGGUGAAGAGCAGUGCCCUGAUCCCCUGCUGGGCCCCACGCUCCAGGCCCAAGGGGGCUUCGGGUAUUCUGGCGUCUUGGAGGCGGACCGGACCCCCCCCUGCCUCUGGCGGGAAGGAGUGUCCUGGUAUCCCCACCACCCGCUCUGCACGUACACAGCCCCCUAACUGGGACAGAUCAGGCGGCGGACCCAGGGGAAGCACGACCACAGGAUCUGGGUCUCAGGGGGCCGCAUCUAGCAGGAUCAGCCGGUCUGGGGUGGAAGAGGCCCGGCAGCAACGACCCAAGCCCGAGACACAGACCCGGCCCGUGGAGAGGAGCCCCGACACCCCACAGCCACCACUGACGAGCCCCAAAAUGGGGGCCCGGCCAGCAGAGAGACACCCGCUUCCCCAGGAGGGCCUGGGCUUCAUGCUUUCCAGCAAACACAACGUGUCCCACCACGCCCCCUCCCCAGGUCUGCCUCCGCCCCCGGCAAUACAGUCCCAGGCCAAGUUGGGUCAGCAGGACCCGACGAGUCCAGGUGGACGGAACCCAGGCGGCUCGCAGACACGGGGAAUCUCCGUCAUGGGCUCCCCCCUGUCGCAUCCCGCAACCAAGUACGAGUCAGCCCCCAACUCCCCGGUAGACAUUCUCAACUUCCUGAAGAACUGCCAAGCCCAUGACCUGGCCACGCUCUACCAGCGGUGGGGCUCCUCCAGUCCACUUCUGACUCACACAGGAAUGCUGAGGUCACUGGCCCACCAAGGAGACUACAUCUGCCGCGAUUGUGGAAGGAGCUUCAGCCAGCCCAGCCACCUACGCACACACAUGAGGUCGCACACAGGGGAGAGCCCAUUCCGGUGCUGGCACUGCCCGUACGUCGCCUCUCAGAAAAGGAACCUGAAGACGCGCGUCCAGAGCGUUCACCGCGCAUCCUUCCGUGCCGAUGCGCUCCAGCUCGCCGCACUCCGUGUGCCACUCAAGGAUCCGCGUGACUCGGCGCCCGCCGGCUCGGCACUGGACUGCAAAGCGGCCGCCUUGGAUGAGGAACAUGCACCAAAAAUACCCCUGGCCGGGGAACCGGCGACGGUGUGAAAGCCCACCAGUGCGAGGCCUGCUUCGUGCCAUCAUGAAUCCGGUUCAGCGUAAAUAAAAAUGCGGCUCAGCACCUGUUCAAAUUGGACCUACCCCGGUCUCAUUCUGCUCAGUGGAUUUUGUAACUAGUUAUUUUCUGUUUCACUAACAGUUCUAAGCACUGCAAAAAAUGUGAUAUAUAUAUAUAUAUAUAUAUAUAUAACAAAACCCAAUCACCUCUGAACAAAGAAAAAAAUACAGUACUACAUUUCUGUGGCUAAUCUGCGGUUCGGACUUGAAACUGACGUUUGUAUUAUUUAUUUUUUUUAUUUUAAGAUUUGCUUACGUAGAUUUCUUAAAUUGUAGUUUAAGUCAAAUAACUGAUUUAGGUAAUAUUUAAAAAUAAUCUACUUUUAUUUGCAGGAAAGUAAAUGCAUUUUACUGGGGAUUAAUUUAGAGUGCAAUUCAGUGACGAUGAUUUUAAUAAGUAAGCGAUAUAAAGCGUUUUAAAAAAGAUUAUUAAUAUUUAACCAUUGCCCAGAUUAACGGGCACCAGAGCUCAGGUUUAUGAAAUACUCGGUAGGCUACAUAAGGUCAGUAACAUUUCCUCUUUUCCUCAGGAUCGCUUAGCUUCAGGACGGCAUACACAUGCUGGUCGAAGGUUCCAGACUGAGAGGUUUGGGGAAUCUCAGGAGUCGUAUUUAAAGAAAGUUAAGCAACCCUUCGAAGUAUUUGCUUAUAUACUUAGGUUUACAGUAGGAAUGUACCGCUACCGAAGUUCUAUUACGUCGUUUGAUAUAAUGGCGUACAUGGAAUUACCUUAUAAUUACCUUAUAAGUCUACGGCGGUAUCAGCGUCUUAUCCGCAUUUAAAUACAAAGAUUAUUUGGCGUGAAUCUACCGCCGGUGUGCACGCUCACCUUUGUGUCUCCCCCGGGAGCGCGCCGCUCCAAUCUAUAGGCGACUGGAAAGAUGAGGGAGGAGCGCGCUACCGGCGGGGCCGCGCAGAGAGCGGGCAGGUUGAGGAAUCCUCUUUUAAUAAAGCGUCCCGCUAAUCCUAAAUCUAUGCCGUUUAAUUUUAUAAAUACACGUCUGGUCAACUGUAGGCUUGAAAUGCUUACUGAUAACUGGUUUUUACUCUGAAUCACCAUAAGUAAUUGUAUCUGUUACCUUGAAUGGAGUCAGACAUUGGACAAUUAAUAUGGUGUUUUGGGUCUAAACCGAGUGAACUCAGACUGAAACGGCGCGCACUGUGGCCUGCCCAGAACCGGGGCCGAGUACCAUUGACAGCUGGAAAACCUCAAAAUUUGUGCUUUUCAAAAUGCGUUACUCUGAACUGGGUGAUAUUUCUUUAAUAGUGAUAAUCAAGCAUAUUAAUUGAAUAUAUGAACAUUUCACUCUAAAAAGGGGUGGUUUAUUCAAUUCCUGGAUAUGGGCAUCCCCAGGACUGCUGUGGGUACGCCUUUAAUCAUUGCCUUGCCAUAAUCCCUAUACAUAUAUCUCCUCGUUAUUUAGUUGUAUCAGCUAUAGUAAAUUACCAUAGAUUUUACUUACAGUGUAAUUUGUAAUUAUAAUAUUAAUGUCUAGGUUCAUUUGUUAUAAUAUGUUGAUAUAUGGUAUUUGUAUGCUUAAAAAUGUGUGUAUAUGAAUAAUAGUAAAGUAACUUUAGUUGCCUACCAAAGUAGUAUGAACUGAAUUGUUGACGCUGCUGUGCAAUUGCAUUGAUACUCUUAGCUUUACUGAAGCACCAUUAUGCCACCUACUGGCUUUGAGCUUCGUAGUGAUGGGGAAGCCCUCUGCUGUCCUUUUCUCAGACAUUUCCAGCAUCAAGACCAAAUGAAUUUAGUUGGUUAAAUCUUGGUGCACUUGCUGCUUCUGUGCACGUCUGUCGGAGGGGUGGGAAUGUUUCCUUCCGGUUUGCAUAUGGCGUUUUUUCUCCUGAAUAUAUUUCUAACAGUGGCUUUUGGCUUGACUCUGUUGAUGGAAAAAGUGGUAGGGAAGUGGACAUUUUAGUUUAGACAAAUUUAACAAGUCGUCUCUGUACUUCGGUACAGUUGAAGAAACUGUGAACACACUGAACAUUUCAGCUUCAGAUUUUCAGCUUCGUAUUUGUUCGCUGGAUUCCCCACUGCACCCCCAUGAAGCCAAAGCCCUGAGCACAGGGACAUGGCGUCACAGAGCUGGACUGACUAAUGGACUGACUACUCCGCACUCUGUGACUUCCAGAUACCAAUGAUCACUUCUUCAGUUGAGCUUCUUUCCUAGGGGUUCCUCCUGAAGGCCUGGAUCCAAUUUUACUUUUCUUCAUUUGUUUGUCUCUGAGAUACAUGUUGUUUACGAGCAGUUUUUAUAUCGAUUUCCUACUUGUUUCAGUCCAUAGAAAGACAGCACUGUUUAACCUGGAUUUUCAUUGGUCGCUAUUUAUUAUCUGUCAGGAGGAAUCCUCGCUGCGCCAGAUCGCGGGACUGGCCGUUCCGGUCUUGAGCGUUGUGUAGAUUUCACUUAGAGACUGUUACCAAUGACAAGCUCUCUACCUCUCUGGAUUCAUUCACACAUCUUAAGCCGUUUUGUACAUCGUUGAUGCUGUAAUGUAAUUACCAUAUUAAAGAGAUGGAAGUGGC
Paramormyrops kingsleyae is the source of this 6353-nucleotide messenger RNA. NCBI's taxonomy places the organism in Eukaryota, Metazoa, Chordata, Actinopteri, Osteoglossiformes, Mormyridae. The record is from RefSeq and is a predicted model, not a curated record.